UGCGACCAAGCGUGCAGGGCGCAGAAGUUCCAACCAACCAUCAGCCGACGGCCGGAGGGGCAUUCCACGGUACAAUCCAUCCGACUUGAAACAAUGGGGAUUCCAGGCAGUUCGACUCGGUGCCCGACCCGUCCAAAUCCCUGAAGAAUCAAUUCUCCCUACGUAGUACAUACCUUAGAUAUCCACCGGCAUCUACCUGCCACCUCGCUUUCGACUCAAUCGGACUGCAUUAGUUCAGGACCGAGUCUCCUCUUAUCGCGCAAAAAGACGCAAAUUGCGCUUCAUACAACAUACACCGCAACUAAGGAAUUUACUUUCUUACCCUGGUCAUCAGAUCCUCGCGAACGGCCCCUCCCCCUCUACCAAGGACGCCAACUUUGUCGCGUGCCCAAUCCUUCUCACAAAACCCAACAGUCACUCAACCCAGCUAGCCACAACGACGCCCACAAAUUCGAACGAAGAAUAGCCACGCACUCCGCUACAACAAUACCCGCCCGCUUGUCGGUCGGGUGCUGGAACGGCGCCCGCCAUGGCAUCCUGGUACUCGAACAUCCUCACUACCACAACCUCACGCAUCACAACCCUCCGAACCACACUGCUAGGCGGCGAGGCGGACGGUGAAACAGAGGACGACACGCACGUCUGCCGAGUCCUUCGCGCAUACUACACCGAAAACGGACGCCCGUUCCCAAACUGGCUCCCACCAGACCCGAAAGCCCCGCCUCCUGCCGCGCCAGUCUACUCGCAGCCUGCGGUUGGUAGCCGCUACGGGGCGACCGCCUCGAGUGGUGGCGGCGGUGGAGGAGGUGGUGGUGGUGGCGGCGCGCUAAGCUCGCUGUGGGACAGCGGCGGUGGCCGACAAGAUCAGCAGUCCUUGCGGCAGGGGCGCGGCCAGCCGCCGCCCAUGCGCGGGGCGGAGCAGCAAAGCGGCGGCAGGAUGAACCCGUACGCGGCGGCAAGGGGAAGCGACCCGCGGGACGAGGUGCAGGCUAGACCACUGCCCAGUCAGCGGGCAGGAAGCUACCAGACGGCGUAUGGUAACAGCAGCACUCCUCCGCCCGGAGGCGGUGGUGGCGGCUCGGCACAGGAUAGACUGCGGAACCGACUAUUCCAGAGAGGUGCGGGCGGCAGCGGUGCUAGGACGACCAGCCCGGCCUCUUCCUCGGGGCCGUUCCAGCCGCCUGCGCCGUCCGGUGGUGGAUAUGGCGGCGGCGGCGGCGGCGGUAGUGGCGGAGGAGUGGACUACGAGGACAGGUUUGCACCUGGUGGAAUGUACGAUGGAGGUGGUGGUGGCUAUGGUGGAGGCGGUGGUAACGAUAGGGGAUACACAUCUUCAAACUCGCCGUGGUCAUCGGGCCAGCAAGAUUAUUCGGGCGGAAGUGGCGGGGGCAGCGGUCGUUCUGGUGGUGGACUUCCUCAGGGACCAAGAGCUGGUGGGCUGCCGCGCGGCCCUCGCAUGCGAUGAUUGCGUGUCCCGUAGAAAAACUAUAUAUUUUAUCGUUUUACUUGAUUUGAUUCUGCGGGGCACGUCUAUUGCGCAUGUUAUACGAAACGAUGUCCUGAGUCCAUUGUAUGUUACACAUGUCCAAAUAUUUCCUGGCUUUUGGGUAUAACCAAGUAAAAGCUCGUAUGGUCACGCAUUAAACUGUGCUGAUCCACGUGCAAAUUGGUCUUUGACUUGCGAAUAAAGCAGUUCGCUCCGGAUUUGUCUCGCC
Molecule: messenger RNA, 1715 nt
Organism: Pyricularia oryzae 70-15
Lineage: Eukaryota; Fungi; Ascomycota; Sordariomycetes; Magnaporthales; Pyriculariaceae
Exons: 1
Coding region: 530-1465 (311 amino acids)
Source: RefSeq, a predicted model, not a curated record